Messenger RNA from Capsella rubella, 827 nucleotides. RefSeq lists its product as uncharacterized. The coding region runs from base 101 to 733 and encodes 210 amino acids. NCBI's taxonomy places the organism in Eukaryota, Viridiplantae, Streptophyta, Magnoliopsida, Brassicales, Brassicaceae. The record is from RefSeq and is a predicted model, not a curated record. The transcript is spliced from 3 exons.
AGCUCUCACACUGAUUUAGAAAUGCCGUUGCCGAUGCGGGCUCUCUUCGUCUGUAUCUGAUUCCUGCAAAAAUAAUAUCUUGUAAAAGUUGUUCUCAACCAUGGAGAAGAUCGUUCCUUCUUCUUCGCCGAUUCUGCUUUUUUGCCUCCUCCUUCUUCUGAUCUCGAAUUUCUACGGAUUCGUCCAGAUCGCUGAAGCAGGAAAGCGACGCAUUGAGAUCUCUGAUGAUCUAGACGACGUUGAAGACAAUGAAGAAGACGAAUCAUGGAAAGAGUGGGGGAAGAAAGCAACCCCGCCGGAGUUUGAUCCGCCUCCGGACUUCACCAAUAUGGGAUUCGAUCAGAUCCAAGAAGAGAUGGCUAAACGGACUUUUGGAGCGGUCGUCGGAUUCGUGAAGCUCCGCUUAGGCGUCCCCCGUACCAAGGAUAUGGUGAUUGAAAUUGCUAUGAAAUGGACAAAAGUUUUGAGAACAGGAGGGAUAGGAGUCAGAUUCAUGGCUGUAGAUCGAAGCACGGUGAUGUUCAAUAUGCAAAAUGGCCAGCUAGUGACUGAGCUAAGGGAAUUCGUGCUGAGCCAAGAAGAAGCUUACGAGGUCAAGAUAGGGAAGCAAGAGUUUCGAAGACCUGGAGAUCCUCCGCUUGAAGAUGUCGUUGACAAACUUCAAGCUGAUGAAAAGAAAGAUGAAGAAGGUGAUGAAAGUAACAAGAAUGAUCUUACCAAGGAUGAAUUAUAGGUCACAUAUAGCUUUUAUAUUGGCUAGUACUCGAAAUUUAAACUCCUUUACUGAAUCUUACUAAAAAUUUCUUUGACAUGUUUGGUUUCCCAAA